UUACCACUGUUGCUUGAGACGUUUUGUUGUCAUUCUGCUCUUCUUUGGCUUGGCCUAUCUCACUCUUUAUCACUCACGGCCAGCUUCCCUCUGUUUUGUUCACUCUAUUUGUUACUUGUGUUUCAUCAUCCAAAAGCACACUCACUCAUAACACAAGCUCACACUCUCUCUUUACUCUCUAACGUUUCUUUUUUGUUUGUAUAGAGAGAAGAGAGAACACUUUGUAUGUCUACAUCUUUUAACUCUUUUUCAUUAAUUCUUCUUCAGACACAACCAUACAUACUUAUAGUAGAUUUCUCUACUAACUCCACUUACUCUCCCUUACACUUAUAGCUUUACCUACUCCCACUUGUCCAUGCCUCUAUAUUAGGCCAUGGACUAAUUCUACAAGCAAACUUAUCUUAUUCUAACAACUUCAACUUAACUUAGUUAGCUUAGCAACUAGCUAGUUAUCUUAUUCUUCUUGUUGAGUUUUCUUCCUUGACUUCUUGUUCUUCUUCCUUUCUUAAAACGUAUUUAAACUUAAAUAAUAUAAGAUAUAACCCAACAACAUAUUUAAAUUGACUUUGCAGUUAUGUUAGUUCGGACAAUUGUCAUUGGACGGACACUAGUGCUUAAAAACCCUAAACCAAUAAAAGGCCGGCCCAAACGAGAUUAUUGUUAUACAAAUAACUUGGCUUUCUUCUCUCUCAAGUCUCAACUCUCCAGGGAAAUAAGGCGCCGCUGUUUCAACUUCCCGAUGGCGAGUUCUAGCAUAGCUAAUUCACUGGGUAAGCGAAAGCCGGAAGAUGAUUUGGACACUGAACCGGUUCUGAGGAGACAUAAAUCCGAGGCCAAGGAGACAAGGAGUGAAAGCCAGGUCGAGUUGCUGGAGACAAAGUCUGAUGAGUCAGCUUUAAACUCAGCCAUGGAGACAAUUGAAGGACUUGAUGAAGAUCCAGAUUUUGUUGAGGAAGCUGCAGGACCACCUAAUAAGAAGCUCUUUCUUGACAAACUCUCUAGCGAAACUGAAAUAUCAGAUGUCAUCGAUUUCUUCAAAGAUGUUGGACAAGUUGUUGGUGUUCGACUUAUGCUUAACCACAAGGGCGGCCGUGUGGACAAACGUGUGGGCAGGCGUGUGGAAAAUCGUCUGGGUUUAGGCUUUGUUGAAUUUGCUUCUUCUGACGAAGCUAAGAAGGCGCUGAAAAUGAAGACCGGUGAAUAUUGGAGCCGUAACAAGGUUUUUCUUAAAGUGGCUGCUAUAUCCCUUCCACCCAAGUAUUGCGUAGAUAACAAUGUGUGGUACGAAGACUACCUUCAACGGGAAGGCCUUCUGAUAGAAGAAUUUGCCGCAGUGGAAGGACUUGAUGAAACUCCUGAGGAACCUGCCAUACCAAAAAAGACGCUCUUUGUGGGCCGUUUCUCUCCCCAAACUAAACCAAGAGAUAUCAUCGAUUUCUUCAAAGAUGUUGGAGGAGUUUCUUAUGUUCGACUUAUAGGAGACCACACGGGCAAGCAUGUGGGCUAUGGCUUUGUUGAUUUUGCUUCUGUGAAUGAUGCAAAUAAGGCGCUGCAACAGAAGAAUGGUGAAUAUUUGCACGACUGUACAAUUUUUCUUGAACUGGCUAAUAAUGGAGCGACGUACCUUCCACCCAAGUAUUGCCUAGAUUACAAGGUUUGGUUCGAAGAAAGCCUUCCGGUUGAAGGACUUGAUGAAACUCCCGAUUUUGCUGAGGCAACUGUCGUACCAAAGAAGACUCUCUUUAUUUCCCAUCUCUCACACCAGAAAACUAUCAUAUCAGAUAUCAUCGAUUUCUUCAAAGAUGCUGGGGAAGUUGUUCGGGUUCGACUUAUUCUAGACCAGUAUGGUGAGCAUGCGGGCUUUGGCUUUGUUGAGUUUGCUUCUUCUAACGAAGCAAAUAAGGCGCUGCAACAAAAGAAGGGUGAAUAUUUGCACAACCACAGCAUUUUUCUUGAUGUGGCGAAUAAUGAAUUUGCAGAGAACCUUCCACCCAAGCAUUGCAUAGAUCACAAGGUUUGGUUCAAUGAAGACUUGCUUCAAAGUGAAAGUUUUAUGAUAGAAGAAGAUAAGACGACACCUCCGGAUUUUGCUGAGAACGUACUCCUUGUUGCCAACCUCUCUCCACAAACAACUAAAAUAUCACAUAUCAUCAAGUUCUUCAAAAAUGUUGGAGACGUUGUCAGUGUUCGACUUAUUGUUAACCGCGAGUGUAAGCAUGUGGGCUAUGGCUUAAUUGAGUUUGCUUCUCCUUAUGAAGCACAGGAGGCGCUGAAAAUGGUGAAUGGUGCAUAUAUGGACGAUCAUAAGAUUAUGUUGAUGAAAGGACUUGAUCAAACUCCCGAUUUUGUUGAGGUAGUUGCCACCUCAAGAAGUAAGACGCUCUAUGUUGCCAAUCUCCCUCGCGAAAAAACUGAAAUAUCACAUAUCAUCGAUUUCUUCAAAGAUGUUGGAGAAGUUGUUCAUGUUCGACUUAUUUGCAACCUCAUGGGCAAUCAUGUGGGCACUGGCUUUGUUGAGUUUGCUUCUGCUGAUGAAGCAAAGAAGGCGCUGGAAAAGAAAAACGGUGAACAUUUUCACCGUCGCAAGAUUUUUCUUGAUGUUCCUAAGAAGGCUCAAGGCCGAUUCAAGUAUUGCAUUGAUCACAAGGUUUGGUACGAAGACUACCUUCGACAAGAAAGCCUUUUGAUAGGAGCUGACGAAACUCCCGAUUUUGCUGAGGAAAAUGUCGUUCGAAGAAAGACACUCUUUGUUGCCAAUCUUUCUCACGACAAUAACAAAUUGCAGAUUUCAAAUAUUUCCAAAAUCUUCAAAGAUGUUGUACAAGUUGUCCGUGUUCGACUUAUUGUAGACCACUGUGGUGAGCAUGUGAGCUGUGGGUUUGUUGAGUUUGCUUCUGCUAAUGAAGCACAGAAGGCGCUACGACACUGGAAAAGAAGAUGUAAGCUUAUUUUCCACGAGGCUGAAAUAGCUGCUACGUACCCUUUCCAACACAAGUACAACCUUGCACAAAAGCUUUGGUACGAGGACAAGCUUAGACGAGAAUAUUUGAAGACCUCCCCGAAUCUGAAGAUCGCCUCCACUGACAAGUGAUAGAAAAAGAUGAAGGGCUCUUUGGAGUUUUUACGUACAGUGGCAACUUAGUUUAUAACUUUUUAUUAUCAGUAAUGUUUAAAUGCCUUACUUUGAUCUCUCACUGCAACGCUCAGGUUUUUUAUCACUAUGACUUAUCGUUUUCCUUAUAACUGUCCGCGACAAGAUAGAGUUUAGAUCAACUGCUUUUCUCA
Messenger RNA from Brassica rapa (field mustard), 3285 nucleotides. RefSeq lists its product as uncharacterized. NCBI's taxonomy places the organism in Eukaryota, Viridiplantae, Streptophyta, Magnoliopsida, Brassicales, Brassicaceae. Gene Ontology annotation, molecular function: mRNA binding; U1 snRNA binding. Gene Ontology annotation, biological process: mRNA splicing, via spliceosome. The record is from RefSeq and is a predicted model, not a curated record. Gene Ontology annotation, cellular component: precatalytic spliceosome; U2-type prespliceosome; U1 snRNP.